GGUGCCGGGCCGUCGGGAGCCGGGGCUGGCGGCGGUGCGCGCCGCUGCCACGUCGGACGGACCGGCCGGGCUCGGGGCGCGGGAUGGCGGCACGCUGAGAGCAGCGAGGCGGCGGCGAUGGCGGCGGGGCUGCUGCUGCUGGGCUCCGCCCUGCUGUGCGCGGCGCUGGGCUGCGCGGGCGCGGCGCUGAUCCCCCCCGCGGCCGACGUGAAGGUGGAGGUGCUGCACAAGCCUUUCCUCUGCCACAGGAAGACCAAGUGGGGGGACAUGAUGCUGGUUCACUACGAGGGCUUCUUGGAGAGGGACGGCUCCAUGUUUCACUCGACUCACAAGCACAACAAUGGUCAACCUAUGUGGUUUACACUUGGCAUAAGGGAAGCUCUCAAAGGCUGGGACAGAGGGUUGAAGGACAUGUGUGUGGGAGAGAAACGGAAGCUGACUAUUCCACCAGCCCUUGCUUAUGGAAAAGAAGGGAAAGGAAAAAUUCCACCUGAGAGCACACUGAUUUUCAACAUUGACCUUCUAGAAAUAAGAAAUGGACCAAGGUCUCAUGAGUCAUUCCAAGAGAUGGAUCUUAAUGAUGACUGGAAACUAUCCAAGCAAGAGGUGAAAAUUUACUUGAAGAAAGAAUUUGAAAAGCAUGGAGCAGUGGUAAAUGACACGCAGCAUGAUGCUUUGGUUGAAGACAUAUUUGAUAAAGAGGAUGAAGACAGUGACGGGUUUAUAUCUGCGAGGGAAUUCACGUACAAGCAUGAUGAGCUGUAGAAAGAAAAGGGUGGCAUAAUCUUUUUUGACACAAAUAGCAGUGACUUAGACUGUCUGGUUCUCGUGUCAUCUUGAUUUGUGUUUCGGAAUUGACAGUUGCUGUUGGCAAAGAAACACUUUGUUUAUAUAAAAGAGAAUUUCUGUUUGUUAUGUACAAAUGUUUUAAACUGUUUUAAAGUGUGAAAAUGUUCCUCCUCCUAUACAGCGAAGACUUGCACAUCAGUGUUUUUAAAGUUUUGUAUUAAAUUAUUUUUCAGAAAUGAAACAAACUUUCCAUUUAUCAUUCAUUAUGAAAAUCAAAAUCCAGUUCAGUGAUUUUCUGUGAUUUGUUUGUGUGCCAAGAUCACUUUCAGCAGCUACCUUAUGUAUUAUUUGUAGUCUGUGGCUUAAUUACUUGACCUUCCUUCUUGAGUGUCACUGCUUAAAAAGCAGUUUGCUGACCUUGGGUUUCUUUGUUGCAGAUUUUUAAAAGAGGUAGUAGAAGGCAUCAGCAUCUCUAUAUGGCUGAGAAACUGAUACAAAGCUGAAUGAGAAGAGUGACUAUCAUGUGCUGAUUUUGCCCUUCUAAAGGGAGAGUGUUGCCACCUAUGCCAGUAAUUGUCUGCAUUUUUUCGUUAAAUUUUGUGAACAGAGUAGGAGUUAAAUGUCAGACUUUCACUUCUUCUGCCAGCAACAUUCGGAAAAGCAAUUUGUAAUUUGGAAAGCAGCAAGUUGUGCUGCAGUGCAGAGGUGGUCAAUGUACACACACAUUUGUUUUGAAACUCAGAUAUCAGAAAAGCUCAUACAUUUGUCUCACAGUUUGAGGGGGAUCUUGAGCAGAAUGUUACAAGUCUGAAGUUUUUCCUCUUUGCAGAAGAGAGAGAGUGUACUGACAGGAGGACCAGUAUGGUCUGAAGAACAGUUUCCAGGGGCUUGUCUGCAGCUGUGUAAGCAGCAGAACUUGUUUCAUUGCCCCUUUGCAGCAUUUUUCACAAGUAGAACACAAGUUAUAUGAAUUUUAAAUUUAAAAGUGAAUUUUAGAAAAAAAGAGGUGUUGAGGUAAGUGUUAUGGUGCUGUGUCUUUACAGAGGUGGAGAUCAUUAGGAUUUCAAACACAAAAUUGGAGUUGAAAGAACUUUGGAGAAGAAGUAUUUUGCAAUUGUCUGUGGUUUCUUAAAUGAGAGGGCAAGGUAUCUCAGGGACAGAAUUUAUCCUGACAUCACUAACCUAUGGUUCUAUGAACACAGCAUUGUACUUGAAAAUUGUUGCCCAAAGCCAUGUAAGGAUGCAAAGCAAAUCCAGUUGUAUGAAAGUGAGAUUGCUGCAUUGCACUAACCCUUAACUACUGCAAACUGCAUUCCAGGCUCUCAGUGCUGUAGGUGUGUUAGAUGUUUCCCUGCCAUCUAGUGUUGCAGCUGAGGAUUAGAGGACUGCUGCAUUGAGCUGAGCUCAGCUGCAGAGGGGUGUGUAGAGAGGCCUGUCAAUAAUGACAGCUGAGGGGAAAAGAAAAGUUGUGAGGGUAUGCAAUGCUGGGCUGCUCUGUCCAGCAUCUGACAUUUUGUGUGUGAUGUUCUGAGUGAUAGGAAUUGAACCAUGUAUUUUGUUUUCAGUAACCUUAGGUCUUUUUCUUCAGUGAUGCCAUCUGCUUUUCUUGACCCCAGUAAAACUUCUAAUGCUGUGAGUUUCAGUAAAAUAGCAUAGGAAAAUGUUUCCUUUCUGUUUUAAGCUCAUUUCCUGCCUUUAUUCUUUUAUUGUGAAGAAAUCCUGAAUAGUCAUUACCUAUUUAGCUUACUUACUGGUCAUGGUUCUGCCUAUUGAUAUUUUUUUCUCAUCACUUACAAAAAAAUCAAGCUUGCCUGACUUCACUUUGCCCAAGGCUGGUUGCAUGUUCUGUGCUGGCUGUCUUGAUUUCCCCUACAGUCACCUGGCACCUGGGGGCAGCUCAUUGCAUGUGUGUUUAUCUUGUAUUGUGAUAGCUGCCUUACCAAAUAGAGUCUUUUCCUGUUGACUGUGUAGGGAACCCAGACAAUUACAGCCUAGGCCAAGGGAGGAUAACAGGAUAUGAAGCUGAUCUUUAAGCCAGUCUUGCCUAGAUAUGGGGACUGGCAGGUACUCAGCCAACCAAAGGGGAAAUACUGUGUGUGUGUGUGUGUGCUGCUGGGAAGAGCAGAACUGACACUUUCACUGGGUCUGAGAGGGUUUUAGAUCAUUGUUUGCAGUGUUUAGCACAUUCUCAAAACAUCUGGCUGGGGAAUGAAAGCAUAAAAGCAUGGAAUAAAAUUUGCCUAUGUUACUGACCUAAUACAUUAAAAGUCAAGAUUAAAUAAUGGGGUGCCAAUAUGUGACUCCAGUAAGGGCCAGUUAUUUCUUUUGUAUUAAAUAGGAGUUUACAGUCAGUGACUGCUGUGAAAUGUACAUAGGCAUAAUUUUCUGCUUGGAUUUUUAAAGCCUUUCGUAAAAAUAACUUUUAGUGAAGAUAUAGUUAUUUGUUAAUGCCAGCAGAGUGUUAAAGCUGCAAGACCAAGAUGCCUUAUUUGGUGUUGUGUAUAGGUUUAUGCCAAAUGAGAGUAUGGUUUUUCUUAGUAAUAUUUGAGAGUUGUGUUAAAUUCUGAAAUUGAACUGAAAAUGUUUUUUUUUUAAAGUGCAGAUUCAGCAGCAGAUUUGAGAAGUCACUUCAACUUGAUUAUCAUUUGCUACCAUUAAAAGCCCUUUAGUGAAGAUGAAAGGCUUUCUUAGGUAGAAAUAGCACUGCCUGUUUUAACCUCAAUUGCAUUUGCUUGUUAAUCCACAGAACAAACUGCUGCUGUGCCAGCAGGAGCCAGCCAGCAACCUGCAGGACACCAGAGGCAGGCAGCUGCCUGUCCCCUGCAGUGAGGAGGAAUAUUGGAACUUCAGUGGCACUCAGGAACAUUUUGGUGGCUUGUGUGAGAAGUGUGAGGUGUAUUUCCCUUGAAGAAACAAACCCUCACUGCAUGUCUGUAAAACAUGGCACUUGAAAAAGGGGAGAGGCUUCAAAAUGUAGCACUUUGCUUCAGCAUCCUGUAGCCUUCUUCAAACAUUUCUUGUUGGUUUGUGGUUAUUUUGGAAAAUACAUGGUGAUGUUUUUUAGAACUGCAGCCUGUCAUUCACAGCCAGUACCUAACAAUUACAGUGGGAGUUGCUGCCUUCUGUAGGUACAGAAGCAGCCUUCAGAGCACAUUUUAUCUGAAAAUUCUUGAUAAGCAAUGCAGUGACACAAGAAAGCUUUUGGCAAAGCUUCAGGAAUGGUGCUUUAGUCUCAAAUGUUUUUUUAAGUUUUCUUUUUUGAGAUAAACUGACAAGGCAAACAGAAUGAAUCACUUUAUUUGGUCUUAAAUCUUUUCAGUAACUUAUGUCAUAGAAUUACAGAAUCAUUUAUGUUGGAAAAGACCCUUAAGAUCAUCCAAUCCAAGUGUUAACCCAGCACUGCCAAGUCCACCACUCAGUCAUGUCUGAGUGUCCCAGCUACAUGUCUUUUGAACACCUGCAGGUGUUUCAGUGGUUCCUCCACCACAUUCCUGGGUGACCUCUCCUAAUGCUUGACAACCCUUUACACGAAGAAAUUUUUCCUAACAUCCAAACUAAACCUCCCCUGGUACAACUUGAGGAUGUUUCCUUUUGUCCUGUGCCUUGUUACUUGGGAGAAAAGCCCUACCCUCCCCUUGCUCAUACCCUCUUGUCAGGCAGCUGUAGAGAGUGAAAAGGUUCUCCCCCCUCAGCCUCCUUUUCUCUGGGCUAAACACUCCCAACUCCCUCAGCCACUCCUCAUCAGACUUGUGCCCCAGACCCUUGAGCAGCUUCAUCCCCUUUUCUGGAUGCACUCCAGCACUUCAGUGUCUUCUACUGCCAGGCCCAAAACUGAACACAAAACUGAGCUGCAGCCUCAGCAGGGCUGAGAGCAGGGGGAUAUGGUGGUGUUCACAGGGGUCCCAGGAUGAGGGAAGAGAUGAGAAUGUUGACUCCAUGUUUCAGAAGGCUUGAUUUAUUAUUUUAUGAUAUAUAUUAUAUUAAAACUAUACUAAAAGAAUAGAAGAAAGGAUUUCAAUAGAAGGCUUGCAAGCAAAGGAAAAAGAAUGGAAUGGUAAUAAAAUCUUGUGACUGACGGAGGCAGUCCGGACAGCUGGACUGUGAUUGGCCAUUAAUUAGAAACAACCACAUGAGACCAAUCACAGAUUUACCUGUUGCACUUCACAGCAGCAGGUAGUCAUUGUUUACAUUUUGUUCUUCUCCUUUUGUUUUCUCCUAAGAAGCUCAGGCCUCUCAGCUUCUUAGGAGAAAAAAAUCCAAAGGAAAGGAUUUUUCAUAAAACAUGUCUGUGACAGGGGGACAAUCACUGCCCUGGUCCUGCUGGCCACGCUACUGCUGAUACAGGCCAGGAUGCCAAUGGCCUUUUUGGCCACCUGGCACACACUGGCUCAUGGUCAGCUGCUGUUGACCAGCAUCCCCAGGUCCUUUUCUGCUGGGCAGCUUUCCAGGCACUCUGCCCCAGCCUGUAGCACUGCCUGGAGUAGAUGUGACCCAGCACCUGGGGGCUGAACCUCAUUCAGUAGGACUCAGCCCACUGAUCCAGCUUGUCCAGAUCCCUCUGUAGAGCAUGUCCUUGUGCUGCCAGGAACAUCCCAAGCAUAGAGUGUGUUUUGGUAUUAUGGUGAGCACGAUACGUUAGAGAGUCAUAAAAUUGCAGUGUUAAGUACAUAUUGAACAAAUUGCUGCCAUAAUUCCUUCUUCAUGAUCUAUUGAAUGAAAGUGAUACAUAAUUGGUUUCCUGAGUACUUGGCUGUGAAAAAUAGGUGGUACAGGUCAGCCCUUAAAUUGUCUUUAUCUUAUCUUUAUACAUGUUCCCCACAUCCCAUUGUUUAUGCUGUUAGAUACAAGGUGUUCUAUGCCUUGAUUCAGAAAUCCUAGUUUCAGAUGUGGGUGAGUACCAGCAGGAUUGGGAGAGUUUACUGCUUUGGGGCAUUCUGAGAAAAGACACAAAGCUAGGGAAAAUGUCAGAGAGAGUGGGAUUAUGUAGAAGGAUGUGAGAAGUGCAAAAAGAUUUUCUUUCCUAGAAGCUUUGGCAUCUGGUUAGUUGGAAGAAAGAGUACUGGCAGUCACUGUUGUAGGGACUGCAAGUAAUAAGGCUAGUUCCUGUUUUGACUUUGAUUAAAACUGCUUUGGACAGUUCCUAUAUGGAAUUUAAGGCAAAAUUUAAAUUCACACUUCCAAGGUUUGUUAAAGAGUUUUAAGAACGGUACGUUGAGUUUACUUCUUGAAAAUACAUUGGCCUCAUCAUAGAGUUUUUGCAAAAACCCCCAAAACACAGCCCAAAACACACUAUCCCAAACCCCUUAAUUUGUCCUCAAUGCUGAAUUGUUUUUGGUAACAGGAAAUAGAUCAAAACUGCUUAUAUUUGUAUAAUCCUGGAUAAUUUUAGCUUCUCUUGAAAGUUAAUCGUAAUGCUUACAUUCUGUGUCCUAGUUUUCUCCUGUUUCAUAGGAAAAACAACCCUCUGACAAAAUAAAGAUCUUUCUUUAGCUAA
Motacilla alba alba is the source of this 6283-nucleotide messenger RNA. RefSeq names its product FKBP prolyl isomerase 14 (gene FKBP14). The transcript is spliced from 4 exons. NCBI's taxonomy places the organism in Eukaryota, Metazoa, Chordata, Aves, Passeriformes, Motacillidae. Bases 118 to 765 code for a protein of 215 amino acids. The record is from RefSeq and is a predicted model, not a curated record. Gene Ontology annotation, molecular function: calcium ion binding; peptidyl-prolyl cis-trans isomerase activity.